AAAUAAAGUGCCGGAUGUUGUUGAACGUCCUGGCACCUUCACGUUUCUCUCUGCCGUCCAAUGCACAGACGAGGAGGAGCUAAAAGUGUUUUUUAAAGUUGACUCACUGGUUCUUCUUGUGGCGGAAAGGAAAGAGUUGGAAUUUAAAUCGAAACUUUGACAUGUUGUCGCUGAACGACGGUCGAAGUUUUGUCAGCUGAGCUGAAGACUGCGACUGUCCACAGCCGAAAGUUUGAAGUUGAUUUCGUGUUUUUCGGUCGAAGAGGCGGCGGCAUACCGACGUGCUAACCGACGUGAAGUUAAAGAGGAGAGACGGGAAGUGAUUCACCAGUUUGAAGAUGAUCAUGAAGGGGCAGAAGCGUAAACUCCCCCCAGAGGACGAUGAGGAGGUGUCGGACCGGAGCAGCCCGUUCUGGGAGAGCCAGCGUCAGUUUGUGUUCUCCGUCUCCCUCAACAAGUACCAGCGUGGCCAGGAGCUGCCCGCGCCCAGCCUGCGGCGGUCUGUCCUGAUCGCCAACACACUGCGGCAGGUCAGCAUGGAGGCCUGUAGGGCGCCCUCCGUAGACAUGGAGGUGUCCCAGCCACAGUGUAGCUCUUCGUCUGCGCUGCAGGAGAGCUUCUUAACCGCUGCAGCAAUACACCAGUCGUCUGUGAUGUUUGCUAACAGCCACUCAGCUCUCAGCGGCUGCCCUCUGGUGUCUCUAAAUUACUUGUCAAAUUGUGCUACAAAUAGGUCUCCAGCAAGCUGCCACUCAGGUGCGUCAAACAGCCCUCCGUCUGUGAAAGAUGACGAUGAGGACUGGGGAUCGAUGUCCACGGAUCCCGAUUUCUCCCUUUCAGCCGCCAUCUCCUCCAUUCUCUCUGCACUGGACUCCACCAUCGACGUGAGCCCACAGGCAGCUCCGCGGACGCCUCUCAGGUCCUUGGAGAACCUGUCGGCGCCGUCCGAGGGAGGCGCGGCGUGGGCGAAACAGGGAGGCCGAGGUUACGGGGGAAGCUGGGAGCAGCAGGAGGAGUACGGGCCGCGGGAGAGCAGCGUGGAGGUGAUGAGGUCGAGCUACCUCAGUGAUCUCACUGUGGAGGAUCUGUUCCAGGAUAUAGACACGUCCCUGCUGGAGAGGGACAUGGGUGUGCUUGGACUCCUAGGCAAUGGAGGCGGAUACCCGGCUGGGGAUGACCUUUUACGGUACCUACCGCCUUUCCCCUCCUCCUCCUCCUCCUCCUCCUAUUCUCCCUCUUCCCCUCAGCACCCCUUCUCCCUCUCUCUCAACCAGAACCUGAAGUGCCUGCCUUCGUUCUCCUCGUUCAGCCCGUUGUCUUCCUCGCCGUCUUUCUCACCUUCGCCAUCCUUCUCCGGUCAGAACCAUAUGAGAGAAGGACUUGAGCUGGAGCAUCUGAUGGAGAUCCUGGUGGAGUCCUGAUGGCCUCAUCGUGCUGUAAUAAACACUUAGUUAGUGGACAAAGACUGAAUUCACAAGGCAAAGGACUGAGUUAUGAAACAUGUUGAAUAUUCACUUUGUCAUAUGUAUAUUGUUCAAGAAAUGUUGUAUUAUGGGCUUUAGAAAGUCGUAAGAAUGCUGUAGAAACGUAGAAAAGAUUGAUGUCUAAGACAGAGAACGCUCCACAGAUGAGGAGUGGCUGUGAUGCGUCUGGCAGCAUGAAGAGUUUGUGUUUUCUGGCACAAAUGGAGAAGUGUGAAGGUUUUCUUCUUAGUGCAUUAGAAAUGAGUCAGCGCUUAACGAACUGCUGAAAAGCAUGUUACUCAAGUUUCCAGGGUGACUCAGCUAAUUUGGAGCUGAGGGAAGGCCUCCUGAUCCGGGAAAAGAGAGAGAAAACUGCUUCGGUUGGCUUUGCCCUCAAAUCUGUCAGACGCAUCACAGCUUCAAGUAAUCCUCCGUUCACACCGGACGUCCCGGUUUGUACGGAGUCAGAAGAAACGCAGCAGCCGGUAAUGUACCGGUGCUGAUCCAUGCAGUGAAAGGAGUUGGACUGAACGUCGGGUGACUUAAAACAGAGUUUGGAGAGAAUGUGAUGGGGCUGGUGUUCGGGGUGGAGGAUGGGUUGAAACACUAAUAUUAUAGGUCAGAUCUUCUGUGAAGAAAUCCUUUACCCUCAUAUUUAUCAAUGAGUGACAUCAGGUGCGAAGAGAUCAGGUCAAACAGGAGGAGCACCAUGAAGACGUGCGUAUUAUAAAGUUUAGCAUAUUCAGGAGAUCAGGUGGUUCGGCCUGAAGGAAUCUGAACUGUGAUCCUUCUUUGUGUCCCUCAGUUUAUCAUCCGUUAUGUUUUCAGUAAGCAGUAGUCGGAGGUACAGUACGAUACAUUUCAUGAAUGUAUUAGCAGUGAAGACCUCGUUACCUUGUGGAAAAAAA
This is a messenger RNA of Larimichthys crocea (large yellow croaker), 2371 nucleotides long. It is a transcript of the gene sertad3, whose product is annotated as SERTA domain containing 3. The record is from RefSeq and is a predicted model, not a curated record. NCBI's taxonomy places the organism in Eukaryota, Metazoa, Chordata, Actinopteri, Sciaenidae. The transcript has 3 exons. Gene Ontology annotation, cellular component: nucleus. The coding region runs from base 339 to 1421 and encodes 360 amino acids. Gene Ontology annotation, molecular function: transcription regulator activity.